AUGAAGUUCAUGAACCAGAUGCUGGAUAGGACAAUAGAGCAGAAGAUGAGGGAGAUAUUGUGCUGGUUUGGGAGCAGCACCCACCGGACUAAGGCAAAUUACACACUCUUGCUGCUGCAGAUGUGCGACCAGAAGUUACUACUCACUGCUGCCAACGUCAUCAGAGUCCUGUUUCAGAGGGAGCAGGAUACCAUUUUAGAACUUGGUCAAGACCCCAAUCUUAUGCUUUUAUUUCCUGAGAAAUACUACACCCCCCAGCUUGAUACUUCAAAUGUCUACUGGACAGCCAGAACCAAGAGCACAUCCUUCCCUUUGUCUAAAGAUUUAGGGGGAAAAAGCUUGCUUAAAAAUGUUGGGUGGGAAGCAUCUAAUACUGAGGGACAAUGGAGGAGUUCGCUCCAGUGCAUUUCUGAGAUGAAUAGGCUAUAUUCCAGAAAAGCUCACAUGCCCAACGCAGGGUACACCUCCUGCAAUCUGUUGGUCGACCUGGAUGUUGUCAGAGACUUGUCUUCUGGAGCCAGCAAAUACCGGGACUUCAUCCGUCAACUGCCCAUCCAUCUCUCCAAGUAUAUUCUAAGUAUGCUCGAUAAAAGCACCCUGAACAGAUGUGCCGCUGUGAGCCAGCACUGGGCUGCACUGGCAAAGAAAGUCAGGAAGGACUUCUCGAUACAUUCGUUCAUUCACAACCAGAUCGCCUUACUGCAGGGGUCCUACACAAAGGGAAUAGAUCCCACCUAUGCCUGCAAGCUUUUCGUCCCAGUUCCUAAAAUGACAGAUGACAUAAAGCGCACACGUGCGAAAAAUCAGAAAUGGAAACUGAGAACAAAGAAUGACAACAACUUGUGGACAGCAUACCAGAACCAGGAAAUCCAGCAGAUUCAGAUGGAGGAGAGAAAUGUCUUCUGUGGGACUUACAACAUCCAUAUUCUCUCUGACACGUGGGACAGAAAUAGAAUCAUCCACUAUUCUGGGGGAGAUGUGGUAGCUGUGUCAUCCAAUCGGAAGAUCCAGCUUCUGGACAUCUUACAAGCAAAGGAGAUCCCCGUCCAGUUCCGAGGCCACACUGGGACUGUCCGUGCCCUCUUUGUGUGUGAGGAGGAAAACGUUCUCCUGAGCGGGAGCUAUGACCUGAGUAUCAGAUACUGGGAUCUGAAAAGUGGGGCUUGCAUACGAAUCUUCACUGGCCACCAGGGGACAAUCACUUGCGUCGAUUUAUAUAAGAAAAUGCUCGUGUCUGGAGCAAAAGAUUGCCAGGUAAAAGAGUGGGAUAUAAACACAGGGAAGUGUCUGAAGACAUUUAAACACAAAGACCCCAUCUUGGCCAUCAAGAUCAACGACACCUACAUCGUGAGCAGCUGUGAGCGAGGAAUAGUGAAAGUGUGGCACAUUGUCAUGGCUCAGGUGGUAAAGAUUCUCAGCGGCCAUGAGGGAGCUGUGAAGUGCCUGUGCUUUGACCAGUGGCAUCUCCUCUCGGGAAGUGUUGAUGGCCUAGUCAUGGCCUGGAGCAUGGUGGGAAAGUAUGAGCGAUGCCUCAUGGCCUACAAGCAUCCCAAGGAAGUUCUCCACGUGGCCCUGCUCUUCCUCCGGGUCAUCAGUGCCUGUGCAGAUGGCAAGAUCCGCAUUUACAACUUCCUCAAUGGGAACUGUCUGAAGGUGAUGAAAGCCAAUGGCAGAGGUGAUCCCGUGUUGUCCUUCUUCAUUGGCGGCAACAGGAUGGUGAUCAACACAGAGAGCAAUAUCCUCCUAUUCCAGUUUGAGAAAAUCAAGUGGCAGUACUUCCUGGAACGGACCAAACAAAGAAAGAACAGGGAUAAAGAGGACAGGGAGGAAAACCUCCCGGAAGUCACAUCUAAGACUAGCACUCCGAUUCACAACCUGGGGAGCUCCAUAUCUAGUAAAUACCUGGUGGCCCAGGAGUCUCUGUUAAGUAAAUCUCACAAGUCCCGCGUUCACCUGUUGGCAUCCAGGACAACAACAACAGGGUCAUUAGAGGUGCCUCAAAGUCAAAUAAAGCUAAAAUCACCCCGAAGAGAUGGAGAUGGCAAAAUGAGAGUGAGUCCUGUUUCUAAGGAAGUCAUUACCUCAGAUAGUGAGCGGGAGAGUCAGGAAGCAAAAUCCCUUUCAGGAGAUGAUACGGAGAGAGUACCCAAAAAACGACAACUGGAAACUUUUGGACACUGGCCCAAACACUCAAGGAGGAAGUCCCAGAAAAUCUCUAUGUCGCCCGACCGGUUCCUACUGACAGUUAAUGCCCUGCAGCAAGCCCAUCAUUCAGGGAAGUAUGCCUAUCCACAUAGGACCCAGUCCCAAGUCAUUGAUGUUUGGGAACCUUCAAUUUCGCACCCAAGGAAGGUCCUUAGUUUCAAAGGAAAAUCAUUACAACAUGCAGUUGACACGUUAAGAGUCAGCCACCCUCCCAUAGAUGUGAAACAAACCAAUAUUUCCCUUGAAAUCCAGAAACUGCAGCCCAACUUGAAGAACUCUUUGCACGAUUCCCGAAUCCAGUCUUCCAUACCCCAGCCCAUGAUUAUCCGCUCCAGGAUCUCUGGCAGCUUAAAGGUUGAAGAUCAAGUCACCAGAUCAAGUUCCAUUGACGGGGCAGUAAGCAGCUUCAGACCCUUAACCAGCCUGCAUGUCAUUAAGGCAAACCGCAUGGUGGCUCCACAAGUAGAUACGACAACCCAGCCUGUCAAGAAAGAACGGCCUUGCUUCUGCCCGGCCCUGGAUCCAUUUAGAAUGAACAGCGAAUUCAUGCUGUUGACUGUGAGGGAGGAGAAAGAGUACGAGGAAGCCAAGCUGAAAGAAUAUCAGGCCACAAAGCCCACUGGAGUGGUCAACCCAGAAAGGGCCAGAAAAGCUGCAUGGAUCAGGAAGAUCAAAGGCCUGCCCAUAGACAAUUUCAUGAAGCAAGGGAAAACCGCAGCCCCUGAACUUGGUCCAAAUGUAUUUAUCUGAACCAGCCUUGUGAAAUUACAAUGUCUUGCAAUAAAAAGGAAACCAAGUAGA
This is a messenger RNA of Myotis brandtii (Brandt's bat), 3006 nucleotides long. It is a transcript of the gene FBXW10B, whose product is annotated as CMT1A duplicated region transcript 1. The coding region runs from base 1 to 2955 and encodes 984 amino acids. NCBI's taxonomy places the organism in Eukaryota, Metazoa, Chordata, Mammalia, Chiroptera, Vespertilionidae. Gene Ontology annotation, molecular function: protein binding. The record is from RefSeq and is a predicted model, not a curated record. The transcript is spliced from 14 exons.